This is a messenger RNA of Periophthalmus magnuspinnatus, 3980 nucleotides long. RefSeq names its product gamma-aminobutyric acid receptor subunit alpha-2-like. The record is from RefSeq and is a predicted model, not a curated record. NCBI's taxonomy places the organism in Eukaryota, Metazoa, Chordata, Actinopteri, Gobiiformes, Gobiidae. Gene Ontology annotation, cellular component: GABA-A receptor complex; postsynapse; neuron projection. Gene Ontology annotation, molecular function: transmitter-gated monoatomic ion channel activity involved in regulation of postsynaptic membrane potential; benzodiazepine receptor activity; GABA-gated chloride ion channel activity. The transcript is spliced from 9 exons. Bases 1592 to 2992 code for a protein of 466 amino acids. Gene Ontology annotation, biological process: signal transduction; nervous system process; gamma-aminobutyric acid signaling pathway.
GUAUCGAGCGCGCGCGGAUGACAGAGGAUGCACAAGACCAUCUAAAACAUAACCUCUUUGUUUUUACUUUCCAUCUUUUCAUUCAUCUUCCUUUCAUUUUUUGGUUUGAUCCCCCGUUUCUCUCUGUGUGCGCGGGCGUCGCGAUGGAGCCCGGAGCCGUCGCGCUCUUUGGCACGAGGCGGCCGCGCGGUGGAUCCACGGGACUAUGAUCUCUGUGCGCUGUUUGCCGCGUUAUUUGCCGCUUUCCUUCGCUGCCGCUGACGCGUUUGCUUUGGACGCGAGCGGAAUCGGACCGACAACCCUCUGACCCUUCUCCACCAGGUAGCAGCGUCUCCACGCACGUGAGGUGAGUGCAUCCACCAAUCCACGUCUCCUCUCCACAUCUUCAUCACCAACAACAUGAAUAUAACACAAAUAUGCGCGUUUGUAUCAAUAAACGCGGAGCCGUUACUCACAGGUUUAUGAGCCGGUCAUGAGGUGCGGAUUGAAGCUCGUUUCGGUCAUUUUUGGUUGUGUUUUUUCGGACUAAACCGUCAAAUGUCUCGCGCGUCUUGAAAAUGGCCUCUUUUUUGGGGGGUGACAUUUUUUCUCAGCGCGACGUGCCACUGAAUACUAAACAGCGCAGCUCCGUGUUUCACCGUUUUUCAUUCGCUUUUUUGUUCACAAUUUUGUUGAUAAUUUGAUCCAAGGGAAUCCCUGCGUUUGUGGUGUAGUGACUCGUCUUUUAUAUCGCCUUGUGUGGUUUACUCAUAUAUGUGUAAUAAAGACUAAACUGUGUGUGAAAAUCUGACAUUGAUCUGGCUGCGACCAAAAUGUAUUAAUUUAUGAAUCUUCAGCAUUAAUCACAUUGUAGAGCGAUGUGCACGAGCUGUUAUGUUGUAUUUUUAUAAUUCACACAGUCUAGUGUUAAUAAGUCCAGAAGCGUCAUGUUUGAGAAAACCCUGAGAAUUCUACCAAAAAUCUGUGUCUGAUGCUCAUAUUUUGCAAUAUCCUGUUUUGAUAGUGAUCUUGUUUUUUUCAUAGUCCUGGUUUAGUUCUGGUCUAAACUACUGUUAGUCCCAAUUUAUUUUUAGUCCUGGUUUAGUUCUGGUCUAGACUUGGGUUAGUCCUGGUUUAUUCUUAGUCCUGGUUUAGUUCUAGUCUAGACUGGGGUUAGUCCUGGUUUAUUCUUGGAUUAGAUGUGCUUGUUUUGGUAUUGGUUUCCCAUAUAACCAGGAUUAUUCCUGGUUUAAUUCUAUACUGCCAUAUAUCUGCUUAAUUUUGUUUUAGAUGUGGGCUAGUCUGGUUUAAUUCCUGUAUUAGUUCUGGUUUAGUCCUGUUUCAGUCCUGGUUUACAACUGGUUUAGUCCUGGUUUAGUCCUGACUCUUGCUUUAGUAUUGGUUUAGCCCACAUGUAGAACAGGUUUAAUCUUAGUUCAGUUAUGAUUUAGGGCUGGUUUAGUCCUGGUUUAGUCCUGGUUUAGUCCUGGUUUAGUCCUGGUUUAGUCCUGCUAAAAUGUGAUUCAGGUGGUUCAAAUUUCACUCCCGUCUAGUUUGUUGUUGUUGUUGUUGUUGUGCCCUUGGGCAAUGCACUUCACCUACCUUACCUUAGAUGUGCUGUCCUCCCCGCUCUCUCUCAGGUGCAGACAUGUGGGGGCAGCAGUGCAUGUGUGUUCUUCUCUUCUGCUUCAUUCUGUCCCAUCUGUGGACCAGCAGGUUUGUGGUGAAUGCUAUGGACGACUUGAAUAUCACUUUGUUCACCAGGAUUUUAGAUCGACUCCUAGAUGGCUACGACAACCGCCUCAGGCCCGGACUCGGAGACCGAGUGACAGAGGUGAAGACGGAUAUUUAUGUUACGAGCUUCGGGCCAGUGUCAGACACAGACAUGGAAUACACCAUAGAUGUGUUUUUCCGUCAGAGCUGGAAGGAUGAGCGUCUGAAGUUCCAUGGCCCCAUGAACAUCCUCCCCCUGAAUAACCUGAUGGCCUCCAAGAUCUGGACUCCAGACACCUUCUUCCAUAACGGCAAGAAGUCUGUGGCACACAAUAUGACCAUGCCCAACAAGCUACUCCGGAUCAAGGAUGAUGGAACGCUACUGUACACGAUGAGGUUGACGGUUCAUGCAGAGUGCCCCAUGCACCUUGAGGACUUCCCCAUGGAUUUCCACUCCUGCCCCCUAAAAUUUGGCAGCUACGCCUACACCAUCUCUGAAGUGACGUACAUAUGGACCCGGAAUGCCUCGGACUCUGUGGUGGUGGAAGGAGAGAGCUCCAGACUCAACCAGUAUGACUUGCUUGGCCAGUCUGUGGGCCAGGAGACCAUCAAGUCCAGCACAGGUGAGUACACGGUCAUGACAGCACACUUUCACCUGAAGAGGAAGAUUGGGUACUUUGUCAUCCAGACCUACCUCCCCUGCAUCAUGACGGUCAUACUGUCCCAGGUCUCCUUCUGGCUCAACCGUGAGUCGGUGCCAGCCAGGACUGUGUUCGGAGUGACCACAGUCCUGACCAUGACCACUCUGUCCAUCUCAGCUCGUAACUCUCUGCCCAAAGUAGCCUAUGCCACAGCGAUGGACUGGUUUAUCGCAGUGUGUUACGCCUUUGUGUUUUCAGCGCUCAUCGAGUUCGCCACUGUGAACUAUUUCACCAAACGCGGGUGGGCUUGGGACGGCAAGAGCGUGGUCACCGAUAAGAAAAAGGAGCGUGCAUCUGUGAUGAAGAAGAACAAUGCUUACGCGGUGGCUGUGGCGAACUACGCCCCAACGCUGAGCAAAGACCCAUCGGGCGCCCUCCCCACCAUCGCCAAAGGGGGCGCUACCUCUUGCGAUCCCUCCAAACCCGCAGCGGCUGGUGGUAAAGCUCCGGAGCAGAAGAAAACCUUUAACAGUGUCAGUAAAAUCGACCGCAUGUCACGCAUCCUCUUCCCCGUGCUGUUCGGGAGUUUCAACCUGGUCUACUGGGCCACGUACCUCAACAGAGAGCCCGUCAUCAAAGACAUGGUACCCUCAGCUUAACCACUGCCACAAAACUAAAACAAAAUGUGAAAAAAUCUACAGUUUUAUGGAGGAUUUUUGAACAAAGUGACUCCAGAUAAACUGUGUGCUCACUGGAGUUUGUUUUCUACUCUGCACUUUGAGAGGUUUUGUAAAUGUGUGUACCAUAUUUCUAUCUCCUGUUUCAUAUUGUGAGAAUCAUUAUUGUGUCGGUUCAAAUUUGGACUUAUGCCAAAUGAACAUGGGUACUUUUACAAACAGGUUUUCACUGCAGAUUCUUGAGUUUACAUGCUUAAAUCCAGGGGCGUCCAAGCCCAACAGUGGAGACGUGUUUUUGUCCUCUCAGCUUUAUUCACACAUCGAUCACAGUAAAUUGCCUUGUUCAACAUUCCAGUACAUUCAGCAGUGACCCUCAUUUACACAUGCUCUAGUCCCAGAAUAUUGCUUUGUCUGUUCACAUGUCACAUGUGCAUGUUCAUAGGUGCAAAAUCCUGGCUCUUUGCCUAUUGCUACAAUGACAUGACAAUAGAAUGUAACCAUGUAGUCUAACCAAGGAAACCAAGCAGUUUUCCUGGCAAUUUUCUGGCUUUAUUCACACAUAAGACUUCCGUGUAUAUUCCCAGUAUUUUACUUGGAAAAUUGCUAUAUCAAAAAAUGCAGGAAUUCAGUUCUGGCUUCGUUCACAUAUGACCCAGUUCUGGCAAAAUGCAGAUAAAUUCCCGUGUCAGACAACAUGUGUGAAUGAGACUGUAGGUUAUGGUUAGUCUAACUCUGUAAGUCCACAGCAAAACAUUUGAUUGGGGUUUAGAUCAAUUGUAUGACUUUUUUUAGAUAUUUAUUUUACAUUUUGUUCAUUGCAAACAGACAUUUUCUGAGCAAAUUUUUUAAAUGCAGGACAAUACAGGGUUACUCAAACAGGAAUCAAUCAAAACACAGCUCUGAGUGAGAUCAUGAGUGAAAACCCACUGAAAAGCUCCUAAAAGUUAAUUUUGCAGAAUCAGUGAACUUU